AGAAUGUGGCGAUCAACCUUGAUCCUUCUCCUCGUUAUCGCAGCAUGCAUGUCCUACCCAGCCUCAUCUCCCGGUGGUCUCGAUGUGGAAAAGCUUGGAGCAGGUGGCAAGAAAUUCUUCAUGGACAUGACGAAACAAGUAAUGGGUGUACCGUCGUUGAAACCUGAAAAUCUAGCCGCACAAGCAUUCUUCCGAAAUUUCUUGAACAAGUACACAAAUCUGGAUGAGAAAGUCAAAAGGGACAUGGAGCAACAUAUUCCUACAGCCACGAAGAUUUUCAACAAUGCAGGUGAGCUUUGA
Messenger RNA from Cylicostephanus goldi, 300 nucleotides. The record is from the annotation of a GenBank genome assembly. NCBI's taxonomy places the organism in Eukaryota, Metazoa, Nematoda, Chromadorea, Rhabditida, Strongylidae.